CUGGAACGUUGGUUUAGCUGGAUUUCUCAAUUAGAGAUUUAGUUGCGAUAAGUUUGACCCCAAGUGUGGAGGUUUAGUAAUUUAAUAAUUGAAAUUUCAAACGAUAUUAUAAUUAGUAUAGUAGAUACAUUUUAAAACAAAAAAUGAGCGAAGAUAUGAUGGCAAAAGAAGAAUUACGUAGAUCUACUUCGAUGCCAGUUAAACCACGCUAUUGUGAACCAGGAACUCUUAAGAGGUCUGACGAAAAAGAAAUACUUUAUGCUGAUGAUGAUGAUGACCAAUAUAAUAGCCAGGAUUCAGAAACUUUCAUGGGACAAGUUAAUAAACUGAAGGCUGAUUGUUGGCUUGGAAGCACUAUAGAUCUCAACAUUGAUGUAAAAAGAAAUGAUUACAUCAAACACAGUAAGCGGACAUGUCGAGUAGUGGAACAAAAUGGAAGCGAAAAUGUAGCUUUCUUAAGAAUUCCCGAUAGAACAUGGCGGUAUUGGAAAGAUUUUGUUACAACAUUGAUCGAAAUGGAAUGGAAAUAUACGUUAAGCCUUUUUGUGGGAAGCUUUUUUACAAGUUGGUUUGUUUUUGCCGUGCUUUGGUAUAUGAUAGCAUAUGCUCAUGGUGAUUUGUUGUUCGAUGAAAUAACUAAGGAACGUUUGGGAGAGGGCAAAGAACCUUGCGUUCAAGGUGCAUCUACAUUUGUUGGAAUGUUGCUACAUAGUAUUGAAACACAGACAACAGUUGGAUUUGGAGAACGAUAUCCGAGUGAAGAAUGUCCAGAAAGCUUGUUUCUCUUUAUUUUGCAAAUAAUCGUAUCUGUUGGAAUAGAAGGGGCAAUGGUCAGUAUUAUCUAUGCUAAGACCGCGAGACCCAUAAAAAAGCUUGCUAAAAUGAGAUUUAGUAAUAAGGCUGUUGUAUGCUAUCGUGAUGAAAAAUUGUGUCUUAUUUUCAGGAUAUGUGACCCCAGAAAGCAGCAAAUUAUUGGCACCAAAAUUCGAGCAUAUGUCCUUAAAGACAGAGUUACCUUGGAAGGUGAAUUGAUUAAAACCCAUUCAGAGUUGAAAAUUGAAAGUAACGGAAAUUCUAUGAUAAUGUGGCCCGAAACAAUUUGCCAUGUGAUUGACAAAAACAGUCCAUUCUAUAAUUUCAAAACUGCAAGAGAUUUUAAUUUAGGCUCAUUCGAAAUAUUUAUAUCGAUUGUUGGAAGUUCACCAGCCACUGGUCAGAUGACAGAAGAAUGUACCUCAUAUUUAUCAAAAGAAGUAUUUUGGGGACAACAAUUUGUAAACGUUAUUAGUUAUGAUCCUCGAACCGAUCAAUAUGUUGUUGAUUAUUCAAAUUUUAAUACAACUAUAUCGGUUGACAUGCACAGCAAAUUUCAUGAAAAUACAAUCGACUCAUUAUGAAAAUUGACAAUUCUUUUAGUUCCAAGAAAAUUAUAAUAAUAUUCUUUGAAAUUAAAUUACAGUUAUUCCAGUUUUAAUAUGAAACAAUACAGUUUUUUUUUUAUUUAACAUUUUUCUGUUUAGCGAUCAAACUCAGUAUUAAAUAUUUGUUAAAAAUAAAAAUUAAGUACAAUUAAAAAUUAAUGUUGAAAUUAUUCUAUUAUCUAAA
This is a messenger RNA of Eupeodes corollae, 1605 nucleotides long. RefSeq names its product ATP-sensitive inward rectifier potassium channel 10-like. The transcript is spliced from 7 exons. Gene Ontology annotation, biological process: potassium ion import across plasma membrane; regulation of monoatomic ion transmembrane transport. The record is from RefSeq and is a predicted model, not a curated record. Lineage: Eukaryota; Metazoa; Arthropoda; Insecta; Diptera; Syrphidae. Gene Ontology annotation, cellular component: plasma membrane. Bases 144 to 1397 code for a protein of 417 amino acids. Gene Ontology annotation, molecular function: inward rectifier potassium channel activity.